GUUAAAUGGUGUAGAUUGUGUGUCCGGGAACAAUGUGGUGUAGAUUAAAAUUACGUGUUCGUAAGAGGAGAGGAAUGAAAAGUGAACUGUGGAAUUUUCCGAUUCAGGAAGAGAAUAAAAAUGAGGCUGCAAUAGAUGGAAAUUGUGGUAAAAUGGCCGCCACGGAACCAGAUGAAAUUACUAUAAUUGUGGUUGCUGGAAAAGGACUUCAAGGAAAAAAGCAAGGUCGUCAUAAGUUUUCUGUAAUAUUUGGUGUGGGAAACAGAAAGUACAGAACAUGUGUUGUAAAAGAUGCUGACGGAUGUCCAGAAUGGAACGAGGAAUCAGUCAUACAAGUCAACAAUGUUGCAGACCAAGUAUUCCUUAUAGUCACAGAAAAAGAAGAUAUCUUAGGUCAAAUCAACAUUCCUGUAACAACGUUGUUAGGACCACCAGGAAGAGUGAUGAAGAACCCAUUACAAUCCCACAAAAAAUGUCCUAGUCCCAAAGGAGAACUUAUUUACCAGUGCUUUGUCUCAAAGUAUAGACCUUCAUUUUUCCCAAAUUCAAGUACACCCAAACACACUAGUAUACCAAAUGUAUAUGAUAAACAUAGGAAUGGUAUGACAUCAUCUCCAAUUAUGAGACACAAACAUGAAAAACGAAGGGGUAGUACGGCUUUACAAACAUUAAACAAAAAGUUUUCUAAGUCUAUACAUGACUUGUUUUCAUUUGCAAGAAGUCCAACACAAGACAAUGAUGAUAAGAAUGUGUCAAAUUUAAGUAAUGGGCGUUCAAGCAGUAUUGGAUCAGGUAUGAAUAAUGCUGGUAAACUACCCAUAAUUCAUAGUGUCACCCCGUCAGAUGCAUUGAUCGAUGGUGGAACAAGGGUCACAAUCGAAGGGAAAAAUCUAGGUUUAUCAAAGGCUGAUAUAAUGGAAUUAUUAAUCUGUGAGGUGGAUCAUGCUGACUAUGUAGAGUUUGAAUCUUCUUCAAGAAUAUUUUUAAAGAUUAAACCUUCCACGGCAGGAAUAGGAGAUAUAAUUUUAGAGACUGAGUCAGGAGGGAUAGGAACAUUGAAAAAUGGUUUUACAUAUGUUGAUCCAAAUGCUCCCUCUUCACCCUCAGUGACUGGAGAUGAAAGUGAUACGAGUAGUUCUAACACAAGAUUUUCUAUAGGGGAUGAAGAACUUAGUAAUAAUGUGAUCACACCAGCCUCACCUAAAGUACCAAAAUCACCUAAAGUGAAAAUGUGUGUCACAUUGCCAGAUGUUGAUAGAAAUAACGAUUCAGAUGGCAAGUCAAAAAAACAUUUUCUCAAACAUAUCAGAAGGGCAAGUGAAGGUCAUGUUCUGUUCCAGUCAAAAGGUCCAGUACAAGCAGUAGUUCCACAAGUAAAUAUUGAGUCACUACAAGCAGAAAUUGCUCGCUUAAAAAAGGAUAAUAAACAGAUUGAUGUACUAAAAGAUGAAAUUGAAUCAUUAAAAAAUGACAAGAAAGAUAUGAAGGUCUACAUUGACAAACUUGUUGCUAAAGUCAUUACACAUUGUCCGGAAGCUUUGGCUACUGAUGAUGAUAUGGAAUUCAAAUCUAAGUUUGGAUAGUGAAAUCUAAGCGAAGAAAAAAUGGCCUGUGAAUCCAGCAUUUGUCUGAUCAGGGAUUUAUCUGGAAUUUCAAUUUACAGUCAUGAAAAUCCAGUUCAGGAAAUCUCAUUAGGGAAUGAUGGUGGACAUAUUGUCUAAUACAAAGGAUAUAUGAAGUGGACUUUUUUUGCACAAAACCAUGUUUUUUACACAAAUAAUUCAACCUGUUAUCUAUUUUAUUAUUAAAUAAUGUGAAAUACAUCAUCAUUUAAAAUAUCUUCAGUUGUUCCUGAAUUCCUUUUUUUUCUUUUUUUCAAAGAAUUCUUCAAUAGACAGGAUAUAUUAGAAAGGUUAGUCAAUGUAAUUGCUUAACUUCUUGCAAGGCAAUUUUUAAAUAAGAGAUACUAAUAUGUAAUAUUAGGGAUCAUGUUACAAAAAUAAGGCUGCAUAAGUGAUACUAUUUAAAGUUUAGUAGGGGGAAUAUCAAAUGAUUGUAUGUGUGCAAGAAUGAAGAAAUUAAAUGCAUAUAUCUUAAAACCAUAUUUGUUACCUUGUUUACUGUGAUAUUGUUAUUAUUAUAUUACAUUGUGGUUAAAUUUUGCAACAUAGUAAUUGCAGCCUAAACAAAUUUGUUAUUAUUUUAAAUUGUCUUUCACAAAAAUGCUGUGCGGCAUAAACGGACAAUGGCAUAUGAGUGUUGAAUACUGUCAAUCAACUAAUUGUUUCCUAAGACAUAUAAAUUAUUAUACAUUGUCUCUAAAUAUCAAAUUUAUUUGUAUAGGAAUUAGAAACAGAUAGAAUGCGAUGCUAUGCCUAGUAUUUGUAUCCUGUUUCUGAGAUGAGUAUAAAUAAUAUUUAUGUUUUGAGACAAUUGUUUUUUUUUUCUGUUUAUAAUGCAACUUUUAAAACUGUUUAGAAUAAAAUAUUUUGUGUAGAAAUGAAGAAUUUUGAAUUUGAAAAGGAGGACAUAGAAAUUUCCUAGAUUUUUUUCUUUUUUUUUCCGAAAUACUUGUUCAUCGUUCAUUGUAAGGAUGAAAUUUCACUGUUUUCAUUGUGUUUUGUCAUGAUGUAAGCCUUUCUUAGAGAUUGAAAUAGUUUAGGAAAAUGUUUAUAAUAUUGAUUUAAUCUCAGCGAUUAUUGCCAUGUGAUUGUCAAGUAGUGGUCAUGUAAUCUUAUUGCCUUUUUUGGUAAGCAAAUUUCUUAUUGAGUAGCUUUUAACAAAACAGUAUGAAAGAAAUAUGAUCAGACAUUAUUUAAAAGAAUUUAAAAAUUUCUCGUCCCAAAGCCAGUUUUAAUAUUCUGAGUACAUGUUUCAAAUUUCAAAUAUUAAAAUACAGACAGAAAAAAAAGCUAAUGUCUUGAUGAUAUUAUAUGCAAAAACCAUCUGUAAUCUCACCUUUGAAAUUAUGUGGAUAAAGUCUUGGAAAGUUAUAAUUAUUUUGUGCUCUAAGAGUGUCACGAAAUAGAAGUUCCUUCAUAAUAUAAGUUCCAAGUGGAAGAAAUAUUCUGUAUUAUUAUUUCCAUUGGAACAAAUAUUACAGUAUGUGUUCCUUACGGAAUAAAGGGUAUAGAAUAUUUGUUCCAACAGGAACAUAUAUUAUGACUUUGUUUAUAACAAAAUUUCCAGUGGAACUUCUGUUAGGUGGAACAAAUAUACGUUGACAAGAGAAGUAACUUCUUAACUGCAAUAAUUGUUGUUUGCCUAACAAUGGAAAAAGGUAGAAGUGGCAAUUUAUAAAGAUCUGAUAGAACAUUUAAAUGAAAAUUCAUUUUGUAACACAACAUUUUUUAAAUACGUAUGAUUAUAUAAUUACACCAUUUUCCUUUAAGCAGAUACUGGGUCCAUUAUCUGAACCCACAAUUACAGAAUGUUGUCAAGUAAGAUAUUUGUAUUCAGCAAAAAAAUUAUAAGAAAUUCCCUGAUGAUUGCAGUGUGUGUGCCUUUGUUUAAAUAUGAUUAUGCAUAAAUUAUUUUUCUAUGGUUUUGUAAGAAUCAUGAAUCAACAGAACAUUUGCAAAAAAAAUUGUUAAAAGUGUGGUUUUUUUUUCACAUACAUAUUGUAUAUUGAUUUUCCUCAAUUAAUGGGAAAGCAGAUCUGUAUAUGUUUUUGAAUAAUCAUUUUAUAUUUUAUAGAAAACAAAUUAACAUCAAGCUUUUUGCAAAAUUUAUUUAGUUUGGAUAAACAGAGAACUUGGAACAAAAAAGAUGGAUUGUUUAUGCACCUAUGAAUUUGCUCAUUAUUUGGACCAACAUUGUAAAUGAUUUUUGUUAGGCCUAAUAUUUUUUACAUUGAUUGAUUGUUUUAGUAUGUAUUAUAUGGAACUAUCAUUGUGCUUGCUAUUAUGCUAAUAUUUUGUGCUUAUAUUUUAUUGCUAUUACGAUGCAUUUCAUGUAUGUGGUUUAUUGUUGCCAUUUUAUGCAAAUUAUAUAUUUGUACAUAAAUCGUACAAUAAUAAUACAUAUCAUAUAUUUUUGCUUUUACAUGUUUUAUCUGUUUGUUAUCAAAUUGUUAUUUGCAUCAAGAAACAAGAUCUGAAAAACUGUAUUUCUGAAAACUUUUAUUCGUUAAUUAUAGAUCUGAAAUUUUAGAUAAAAUUAAACCAGGUUGUUUCUAAAGUUCUGAAGUGUACAGUUCUUUUAUUUUUUUAUAUAAAACAAUUUUUUUCCAACAAAUUAUAUGAAGUCAUUUUCAGUUGGGUUUUGUAAAGCUAUGUGUUUAUCUGGACAGGAGUUCAGUCUAAAUAUACCGGUAAGUGUUGACAACAAAAUAAAUGGACAGUGUUAAGAUUAUUUAUGACAGAAAAGGUCUGGAUUUUUUGUGAAUUGAAUAUAAAUGCUUGCUUCAUUCCCCAAAUGUUUUGGACACAGUUAAAAAAAACUGUUACUUUCAAGGUGAAAACUUUGGAUAAAUUGGAUGAGAAAUGAUCUCAAUAUAUAUGUUUUUUUUAAAUUAUCAUUUUAUAAUUUACAUAUGAUAUGCAGUAAUAUGUGAUUCUGUUCACUAUUUCCACAAUACUGUUUGUGACUACACUGUGUUGGUGAAUGUGUUUACUUUCUUCCACAUUGUUAUUACUUUCCAUUUUUUGAUUUUUUAGAUUGAUGCUUAACAAUAUUACUUUCCAUUUUUUGAUUUUUUAGAUUGAUGCUUAACAAUGUUAUAUUUGGGACCAAUUAAUAAGAUGUGAUUUUUAGCUUGAUUGCAUUGUCAGUGUUCACAAUUCUGGUUAUGCAUUGUAAUCAAAUUGAAGUAAAAAAGUUUUUAACCAAUCAAAGUUAAACCAAAUGUGAGUUGUUCAUUAGACUUGUUUUCAGCUAUGGUAUUUUUUUUAUCUAAAAAAUUCUUGAAGUGCUCAACAGAAGCUUUUCGGAGGAAUUAUUUUAUGAAGGCUGAUUUUUUUCCCUCACUUUUUUGUGUUCAGUUAUACCAGUGUUUUGUGUUCAUUCAUACAUAUGAUAUGUCCUUGUAUAAUUUGCUUCUACAGAAAUUACUAGGCUCAUUUGAAUAACUUAUAUAAUGAUCAGAUUAAUAACUAUUUAUUUAUUUAAUUUGAUAUCAACACCAUUUUCUUAGAAACAUAGACAUGAAAGAAAAUAUACUGUGACAUUUUCAUAAAAUCUAACAUCUUUUGAUAAUUUAUCUUGUAUAUUGGGGUUUUUUCUCACCUGCGACGAAAGGUUCCGAAAGAGAGACAUAGGGAUUGCUUUUCCAGCGACGGCUCCAGUGUCAACAAUUGUUAAGUUUUCUGUUUAAGUUAGUUUGAUAGGAACAACUUGUGAUAGAUCAUUGAUAUUUAAUAUAAAGUUACAUUACUAUCAGUUCAAAUUAGUUUGAUGACAUUUUUGAGGCCCUGCCCCUAGGACAUGGUCCAGUGACUUUGAAUUAAUUAGCAAUUUUCAAUGUUAAAUUUUCUGCUUAAGUUAGUUUGAUAGGAUCUACUUGUGAUAGAUCAAUGAUAUUUUGUAUAAAGUUGCAUUACUAUCAGUACAUAUCAGUUUGACAACUAUUUUGAGGCCCUGCCCCCUAGGACAUGGUCCAGUGACUGAAUGAAUUUGCAAUUUUCAAUGUUAAGUUUUUCUGCCUAAGUUAUAUUGAUAGGAACUUCUUACAAUAAACAACGAUAUUUUCUAUAAAGUUACAUUACUGUCUGAACAUUUUAGUUUGUAGACCAUUUUCAGGCCCUGCCCACUUGAUCAUGGUGCAGUGAGCAAUGUUGCUGUCCAUCAGAUUGUUCUUUUUUUUAAUUGUAUGCCAAUAGGUGAGACAUAUCUCGGUGUCAACAGUUAAUUUUCAAUUAUGAUUUGUUCACAAACACCACAGUAAAUUAUUUUCUAUCAGUUGCAAACCUCACAGGUUGAAGUUGAUGUUCAAAACUUGAGUAAAAAAAAAAAAUUAACUAAAAUUUUAAUCUUGAAAACUACUUAAGUUAACAGGUGAAAUUAUAUAUAAUUUACCUAUAUGGUAUAUACACUCAUCUGUUCUGACACCUGCUUAAUAUACAAAUAUUAUUAGAUUAUUAUACGAUUUCAUUUAGUCUUGGAUACUGUGCUUUAAGAAAAACAUCUCAUGUUAACUUUUGUCUUUUUCCUUAUUGUGUAAAUGGACAAUAGUGUAGUGUCUUAUACCUUUUUGUGAAAAUGGACAACAAAUGUGUUGGUCAGCAUAAAUACAUGAGUGUGAAAAUGUUGAGUUGUUAUGAAGGUUUAUAAGUAAGUUGUUUAUUAUCAGUAUCGUAUUUAUUUUAAUUAUAGUAUAUUUAACAUGAUAAUCUUAUUUAGCAUCUAAUGAUAAUGGUGCUGUAUGUACACAGUAUUUAUAUUUCAUGUCAGAUCUUUUGAUCAGGCUGUUUGUGUUUUUUUCUUAAUUAUAGAUGAGUGUUCUAGGUAGGAGAAAAAAUACAGUAUGUUCAUUUAAGUAGGGAAUAUUUGAUUGAAAUAUACAGAAUAACCUCUGGAAAAUUCUUGGUAACAGAGACCAAUUAAGUUCUUUAAGACCAGGUGUAAUGGACGCAUAAUCCUAAAAAAACAUAUUGCCCCCCUAUUAAUAUAGAGGGACAUAAAAUAAUUAAUUCCACAUUACUGGAUAACGGGGCAGAAAGAACAUUAUUUUUACAGAUGACAUGAAUACUUUAAAAAAAAUACUUCCAAAAGCAUUGUAAAUUCAACUUAAUAUGUCUCAAUCCGGAUUGAAAUGUUAUCAACAAAUGUGACUUUUCCAAUUUUUUUUUUUUUUAAAUGAACUGGCUGUUGCCCUAGAUACACAAAAGGAUAAAUUUAUUUGAUUCCAAUCUGAAACCACUGGAACAAUCGCUAUUAACAUCAUGAUAGUCAUCCUCAUUGUUUCUGGUAAAUGAUAGGUGAAAAAACUAUUUAAUUUGUCCCUAUUAAAAAUAGCUAAAUGUUCUAGAAAGGUUUAAAUUUAUUUGAAAGGGUUUAAAACUAGGAGAGCCAACUUAUAUUUAUUUACUAACAAGAUUUCUUUCAUUCUAACUGGAAAAUUUAGUAGUGGUCAAUAAAUUGGAUUUGAGAGUGCCAUAUAUGGAUGCUUUUAGUUAGUCAGAAUCUAAUGGUGAUAGAACACUUUCUUGGUCCAUGAUGUGAAAGUCUGGCAUUGCAGUCCCUCACUUGUUACCAUUGAUUCAUGGAGAUUUUCCAGUAUGCAAAAAAUUACUACAUAAUUUUGCUGUUUAGAGUUAAGGCUACCUAUGAUCAUCACCAAAAUAAUACUUUAUCUGAAAGGAAGAUUUAAAUUCUUUAUUUAUUCAGACAUUGAUUAUGAUGGAAUGAGGAGCACAAAGAUUUCAUUGUUAUUUUUGCACACAGAUUGUGAUUUAAAUUUUGAAUAUGUUAAUUUUGUAAAACACAUUAUUUGCGUUGAGGGUAAUGAGAUGAAGUUAAAGCUAUUGUUUGUUCUAUCUUUGUUGAUAUACCUCAUAUAAAGUAAAUAAACAAAUAAACAAAUA
Mytilus californianus (California mussel) is the source of this 7523-nucleotide messenger RNA. RefSeq lists its product as uncharacterized. The transcript is spliced from 8 exons. The record is from RefSeq and is a predicted model, not a curated record. Lineage: Eukaryota; Metazoa; Mollusca; Bivalvia; Mytilida; Mytilidae. Bases 33 to 1583 code for a protein of 516 amino acids.